AAAAAAAACCCAACAGCUGAAGUCUCUGAGCUGUUUACUGUCCCGUUCAGUGCUGGAAACUGUGGCUAGAUCUGUGACUGACAGCUGGAGUGCUGGGGUCCUGGUGGUGGGAGCUGUUCCAGUGGCAGCUCUGGCAGUGCUGGGCACUGGGGCUCAGUCAGGGGCUGCAGCUGCUUUGCAGUGACCUGCCUGGGGCUGCCCAGCCUGUCAGCACUUCUGCAGAGCUGCUUUAGGGGUGCCCACAGCAAGAGCCUGGGGAGAGGGAGCAGAGGAGCACAAAGGUUGCCCGCCAGCACUUCCCCUAAUGAGCCACUUUUGCAGAGUCCUCUGGAGGGCAAAUCCUCGUUCAGAUCUGCAGAGGCUGCUAGGGCAGACGACCUGAAUGUGAGCAGGGAGUAGGGGAAGGCACGUAAACUCCUGCCAAGCUGCUGUAUCUCUUUUGACUUUGAAUCUAAACAAGAAGCAGUGACAGCAGGAACAGGAAAAGCAGAGUUUGACUGAGAACACAGGGAGCUGUGCAAGUGCUGAGGGAACGCUAUGGAUUCCUUGCUGGAGUGUGGGGCUCUCUGGGAUCUUGUGCUGGAUCAAGAACUGCCACGUCUGCUGUGGGACCUGGAGGGGCUUGUUGACUUAUCCCAAGAAAAUGUCAGCCGUGGAUCAGAUGAAAUUCCAGCUGUGUUGAGUCCAACGUACAAACAACGGAACGAGGAUUUCAGGAAACUCUUCAAACAGCUGCCGGACACGGAGCGUCUCAUCGUAGAUUACUCGUGUGCGCUACAGAGGGACAUUCUCCUGCAGGGCCGCCUCUACCUCUCUGAAAACUGGAUCUGCUUCUACAGCAACAUCUUCCGUUGGGAGACACUGCUGACAGUUCGCUUGAAGGAUAUCUGCUCCAUGACCAAGGAAAAAACAGCACGGCUCAUUCCUAAUGCCAUCCAAGUUUGCACUGACACUGAAAAGCACUUUUUUACUUCCUUUGGCGCUCGAGACAGGACGUACAUGAUGAUGUUCAGACUCUGGCAGAAUGCUCUCCUUGAUAAGCCUCUCUGUCCAAAGGAGCUCUGGCACUUUGUCCACCAGUGUUAUGGGAACGAGCUGGGUCUGACCAGUGAUGAUGAAGACUACGUGCCUCCUGAUGAUGACUUCAACACAAUGGGCUACUGUGAAGAAAUCCCUGUGGAAGAGAAUGAAGUCAACGACAGCUCCUCAAAAAGCAGCAUGGAGGCCAAGCCAGAAGCUAGUCCUCAGCUGCCCAAGAAAUCUGUCACUGCCAGCACCUUGACAUCCACGGGGAGCAGUGAAGCACCAGCCUCGUUUGAUGGAGUGCUACCAGAAGAGGAGGAGGCAGUGGCAGAGAGUCCUGUGGAAAAAGACCUUGGCAUUGCAAAUAUCAUGGGAGAGAAGAUAGAGAUCAUUGGCCCCGUGAACUCCCCUUCCCUCGACUUCAAUGACAACGAAGACAUUCCCACUGAGCUCAGUGACUCCUCAGAGACCCAUGAUGAAGGGGAAGUCCAAGCCUUUUACGAGGACCUGAACGGCCGUCAGUACGUGAACGAAGUGUUCAACUUCAGCGUGGACAAACUCUACGACCUGCUCUUCACAGACUCCCAGUUCCAGAGGGACUUCAUGGAACAGCGCCGGUUCUCUGAUAUUAUCUUUCAUCCCUGGAAGAAGGAAGAAAAUGGCAAUCAGACCAGAGUUAUCUUGUAUACCAUUACCCUCACCAACCCUCUGGCCCCCAAAACUGCCACUGUCACAGAGACACAGACAAUGUACAAAGCCAGCCAAGAAAGCGAGUGCUAUGUGAUAGAUGCAGAGGUGCUAACUCACGACGUCCCCUACCAUGAUUAUUUCUACACCAUUAACCGCUACACGUUGACUCGUGUUGCCAGAAACAAAAGCCGACUCAGGGUUUCCACGGAGUUACGUUACAGGAAACAGCCUUGGGGACUGGUGAAAUCCUUCAUUGAGAAGAAUUUCUGGAGUGGCCUAGAAGAUUAUUUCCGUCAUCUGGAGAGUGAACUGACCAAAACUGAGAGCACGUACCUGGCUGAGGUCCACAGACAAUCCCCGAAAGAGAAGGUGAGCAAACAAUCCACCGUGCGCCGGAGGAAACGGGCCCAUGCCCACCUGCGGGUGCCACACCUGGAGGAGGUGCUGAGCCCUGUCACCACCCCCACAGAUGAGGAGGUUGCACAUCGAAUCAAGCAUGUGGCAGGUUCCACUCAGACAAGGCACAUCCCUGAGGAGAGCCCCAGUGGCUUCCACCUGCAGAGUGUCUCCAAGCUGCUCCUGGUCAUCAGUUUUGUUCUGGUGCUGCUGGUCAUUCUCAAUAUGAUGCUGUUCUACAAGCUCUGGAUGUUGGAAUACACUACGCAGACACUCACGGCAUGGCAGGGCCUGCGGCUACAGGAGAGGUUACCCCAGUCUCAGACAGAAUGGGCCCAGUUACUAGAAUCACAGCAGAAGUACCAUGACUCCGAGCUACAAAAAUGGCGCGAGAUCAUCAAAUCCUCCGUGAUGCUUCUAGACCAGAUGAAGGAUUCACUAAUAAAUCUUCAGAAUGGCAUCGGGUCCCGGGACUUCGGGUCAGAUCCAGAGGAGAAACGGAAACGUUUCCACUGACAGGCAGGAAUGCAGGAGGCCAGAGGACGGUGUGCAAUAUGUGUAAAUAGGAUAUAUAAAUAUAUAUAUAAAAUAUAUAUAUAUACAGAAUAUAAAUAUAUAUAUUAUAUACAGAUUUUAAGAGAAAAAAAAAAAAAAAAGCCUAUGUAUCAAGAGGAAGGAUUGACCUCCAACACUGGCUGAAAUGGAGGGUUCUCAGUGGCAGCGUGGGGUGUGUGUGUGUGGGAGGGCUGUGCUCUCCUGGCACUGAGGUGCACUGAAGGGGGUGCUGAGGUCUGCUCCCCCAGCCCGUGCACCGCUUCUGUACUAUUCCUGGCUGUUUGUCUGUCUGUUUUGUUUUUGUUGUUUCAAAGGGAAGCAUCAGAGUGAGUGCCCCCCCCCACCCCUCCCUGUGCAUGAAGGUCCCUGAUGGGCUGUGUUUAUCUAUACUUACAAAGGGGACACUGUCAACUUACUUACCUUGCUGGCUUCAAGGGCAGAGAGGUUUCAGCAAUUGCUGGCAAUCCCUUCCAAAACUAUUCCAACUGGGAGAGAAGGCCUCUGGAAGAGCUGCUGUAGGUCUGUAGAGAGCAGAUCUCACUGGCAAUCACCUUCUGUACUUCUUGGAGCAGAAACAGAGUUUGCAGUCAUGCCAGCCAGCCUGGGUCAGAGAGCAAAGCACAGAUUGUAAAAGAGCUGAAAUGCUUUCCCCAACCUCUAGUUUGCCACCUCCUGAUACUGCAUUAAUAGGCAAGAAGAUGGUGGGGAGGGGAGGAUCUGCCUACAAGGUGUGUGGAUGGAGGAGAGCCACCCUGCAGAAAGCACACCUCCAGUCCCUUUGACAGUGUCCCCUUUACAUUUUUGGUAGUUCUCUGCUUUCUGUGUGCUUGAGCCCCUGCCAUUAAGCCAUCCCUGUGCUGAAGAUCUACAUCAGUGCUGAAAGGGCUACUACCUGUGUGACUUCCCAUGGUAGGGAGAGUACCCCAACUUACAAACAAAACCAAAAUCAGUAUUUAUUUGCAUCUUCUCCCGCUACCCUGCACAGCUAAUUUUCCUCCUGCCUCUGGUCUGUGAGACCAUUUUGCUCGUACUACCUAGCCCUUACCUUAUCUUAGAAACUCUGCAGGAAAACAUGAGACAGAAACAGAACUUCCUUUCCUUCACAUGGCUGCCUCUGUGUACCAACAAGGUCCCUGAGAGUCCAGGAGAGGUCAGGAAGGGUCACGGGGACCAAAAAAGUAAAGAAAAAGGGACCAUCAGUGGGUGGCAGGAUAGAUCUGGAGGGGUGUCCAUGGUAUGAGGGGUCUGGUCUCUCUCAUCAGCUGGAUAGCAAAGCAUUUGCUCUCUAAGCAAGUCAGGAGGUAGAGCUGCAGCAAAAAUACAUUUUCCCCUGUUCUGGGGGAUAAUUCCAGACUCCCAUCAGCAGCCAGGUGAGGGGCAGUGAGGCUGUGCUGUGCAGAGUACCAAACACUACUGUUGGAAUGCAGGGUGCUUGUUGGAAUGGUCAAUAAAUGCUUUCUCAUCUUACCUAGCCAGGUAGAUUAGGUGACACGUGAGGCCCU
Apus apus (common swift) is the source of this 4166-nucleotide messenger RNA. It is a transcript of the gene GRAMD1B, whose product is annotated as GRAM domain containing 1B. Bases 538 to 2625 code for a protein of 695 amino acids. Gene Ontology annotation, biological process: intracellular sterol transport. The transcript is spliced from 17 exons. Gene Ontology annotation, molecular function: sterol transfer activity; sterol binding. NCBI's taxonomy places the organism in Eukaryota, Metazoa, Chordata, Aves, Apodiformes, Apodidae. The record is from RefSeq and is a predicted model, not a curated record. Gene Ontology annotation, cellular component: endoplasmic reticulum membrane; plasma membrane; endoplasmic reticulum-plasma membrane contact site.